Molecule: messenger RNA, 570 nt
Organism: Acanthamoeba castellanii str. Neff
Lineage: Eukaryota; Discosea; Longamoebia; Acanthamoebidae
Exons: 2
Source: RefSeq, a predicted model, not a curated record
GGCCGGCCGCACCUGAUCUAUCAGAGGCCCGAGAAGGCGGACCAGCCGGAGCUGAAGAAGCGCAAGAGCCUUCUCAAGGCGUUCUCGUUCAUCGAUAUCUCCCCCGACGGGAUCAGCGUCAUGGGCACGCCGCUGGUCAAGUCCACCAGGGAGAAGGAGAAGGACAAGGAGAAGGUCAAGGAGAAGGCGCGGGAGAAGGAGGAGCGGAAGCGGGAGAAGCAGCUCCUCAGGGACCAGGAGCGGGAGCAGGAGCACCAGCUGCAGCUCGUGCCCGUCGAGGAGACCCGGGCCCUGGCCCUGGACAAGGGCAAGGAGCGCGAGAUCGACCCGGCGGAGAGGGAGAGCUCGCGCGAGCAGGACCUCAGGCCCACCGCCGCGCUGCAUCGCAGCAUGGAGCGCGAGGCCGAGGCGCUCCGGGAACGACUGCGAGAACAGGACAGGGCCAGCGGCGUCGAUCCCCGGGACAAGUACAAGAUCAAAGAGGGCGGCAAGCGCUGGUCUCUCACCAACCUCCGCCGGAGUCAUGAGAAACACAACAAAGGAGAAAAACAGAAAUCGAAAGACCUCUGA